AUGAGUUACUACUGCGGAUACAGCCCGGGGUCGUACAUUUUUCGUUUCGAAAACCCGCGGCAAUCCGAAAACACAUUCGAAAUCUCAGACCUGGUGCAGCAAGAAUCCGGGAGCUUGGGGCCGCGACAGCAGCAAUACUUUCAGCAACUUUUGGACGUUCAGAAAGAACAGUGGAGGGAGUGGAAUGAGUGGAAUGACGCUGAGCUGAAGAUAGAAAAGCAAGAAUACUCUCGGCUACUUUCGGACGCCCGGAGCGGACAGUGGAACUUUGUUCGCUUUGGCGACAAGAGACGUCACGAUCUCGAGACCAGGGUGCUUGAGCAUAGGCCGGAACGAGAUCGAAAGAACUUUACAUACUGCGGCUUUGUCCCACGCCACCUGAAGGAGCACAUGGCCCGCCUCAAGGAAAUACACCGACGCGUGCUUCACAUCAUCGUUGCCACGUUGACCUUUGUCGAAUGGCCUGCCAGCGCUGGCAACCCGGACUCGGUAGCCAACAUAGGUCCUCGCAUGAACGAGAUUACUCCAUCAGAUCUCCGCCUCAUUAGUUGGUACUGGGAUCUUCAUUUCCCCAAGAAUCAGCCGUUUCCAGAAGAUCUUCGCAACGUGUUCCGCGAGAGCCUAGUCAUGACCGAGUUUGCGGAUCUGAUGGCCAUGAUGCCUUUCCAGAUAGCACCAGGUCUGGUCCAGCUGUUCGCGAUGGUUCUCCAAGCCACAGACAUGACAAUGGAGGAGAUGGUGGUCUUGGAGGCGAUGCGACAGGCCGAGACCGGGCUCAAUCUCCUGCUGAGCGACUUCAAAGAGGAUAGAUUUUUUGUUUUCCAGGAUGCGAGAAUUCGUGCUGAUAACAUCUUGGAGCUGCACCACCACUUUGCCCAGGAGAGCUUCACCAUCGACCCGAACCAUCCACGGCGGCAGUACAAUACGACUGCCGAUCCUGAUCUUGCCGAAAAAGUACAAAAGGACUGCGCUGUUUUACGUUCUAUCAAUCAGGAUUGGGAAAAAGACCUCCAACACUCGUCCCUCGUCGAAAACGCUGUUCGACAAGCGCAGUCUCGCAAGCGACCGUUGGACCGCGACCAAGACGUUGCUCAAGAAACACAGCCUCGCACACGGCUUUUUAAACCGUCGGCCUGCACUCAAGACGCUGCUCCAGAAACACAGCCUUGCAGCUGGCCCUUUGCAUCGCUGAGCCGCGCCCGAGACGCUACUCUAGAAACACGGCCUCGCAACCGACUUUUUGCAUCGUUGGCCUGCGCCCAAGUCGCUGCUCAAGUAACACAGCCUCGCAACCGAACUUUUAAAUCGUUGGUCUGCGCCAACGGACUUUUUGAGAGUGACCCAGACGCUGAGUAUCCGGAGACCAUCGACCCCAAAGUGCUGCGCUUCGAUCCGCUACUAUCGCAAAACGACUGCGCUAAGCCUAAGCGUCCACGUGGAAGACCGCCGGGGAGAAAGAACGAUAAAACCAUAGCACGGGAAAAUAAGGCCAGGGAAAAGCUUGAGGCCGAAGAUAGCGAUACUUCAACACAGUGA
Molecule: messenger RNA, 1536 nt
Organism: Akanthomyces muscarius
Lineage: Eukaryota; Fungi; Ascomycota; Sordariomycetes; Hypocreales; Cordycipitaceae
Exons: 2
Coding region: 1-1536 (511 amino acids)
Source: RefSeq, a predicted model, not a curated record